Messenger RNA from Brassica oleracea var. oleracea, 743 nucleotides. RefSeq lists its product as uncharacterized. Lineage: Eukaryota; Viridiplantae; Streptophyta; Magnoliopsida; Brassicales; Brassicaceae. The record is from RefSeq and is a predicted model, not a curated record. The transcript has a single exon. The coding region runs from base 58 to 474 and encodes 138 amino acids.
CAAAGAAACUAAGAUAAAACAUAGAAACAAAACACCUUUCAUCUCUUUCAUAUUAAAAUGGCAAUGGCUCAAAAGGAUAGGAAUACAAGGAUGGCUCAAAGGGCCUUUGAAAUGGUCGAUAAGGUGUACGGUAGGUCCCAUAAAAUAAGCCCUCCAGUACUAUAUGUUCCUAGAGAUGAGUCUGCUCCUCGUUUUAACCAAAAACCUUAUGAAUAUGGUGGUCCAAAAGUUUAUACCGUAAAAGAGGGAACUAAUACUACUAGUUGCCGCCGAGUCAUUUAUCAGUAUUCAAAGGAGUCAACCACAAAGGAACCGGUUGUUUCUCCCCCCACGGAACAUAUUCAAUACUUCGGUGGUGUCCAUCCUCAUAUGGGCCAUGCAAACAGAUUUGAGACUGCGAAAGGACGGCCUAUUAGCUGCGACGAGGCCGUCCAACUCUAUGGAGGGGUUCUUAUAAGGGAAUAUCGUAAAUAAGCGGGGGAAACUAAAAUAAUGUUGAAGAUGGAGGGUGAGUUUGUAUAAAAGUAUUUAUAGUUGUUAUUUCUGAUUACGGAAAAGUGCAGACCAACACAUAUCCUUAAGCUUGUCGUAAUGGUUUUCACUUAGAAUAAGCUUUAGAUCACUACCAAGUGUUUGUGUCUGUUAAGUAUCAACAAGUACUUCAAGUUGAAGCUUUAUGUAAAAUAAAAUCCUAGGGUGUUACUUCUGAUGAUGAUAAAUAAUAUGCUUUCUUAAUGCAUUCA